Messenger RNA from Erigeron canadensis, 4483 nucleotides. Its product is annotated as protein SHORT ROOT IN SALT MEDIUM 1-like. The transcript is spliced from 21 exons. The record is from RefSeq and is a predicted model, not a curated record. NCBI's taxonomy places the organism in Eukaryota, Viridiplantae, Streptophyta, Magnoliopsida, Asterales, Asteraceae. The coding region runs from base 166 to 4386 and encodes 1406 amino acids. Gene Ontology annotation, molecular function: calcium ion binding. Gene Ontology annotation, cellular component: nucleus. Gene Ontology annotation, biological process: regulation of DNA-templated transcription.
ACUAAACCCCACCCCCUAAAAUUAGCUUAAUAAUUGGGUUCCAAUUAGAAAAUUAAGCCCUAAUUUAAACCCAUACAAAUUCAAUUCAUUAUCAUAGUUGCCUCUCGCUAUUAAUUAAUUGAAAAUUCAUUGGGCGAUUUUUUAUAUUUUAGUUCGAGAUAAAUCAUGUAUUCAUCUAGAGAAAAUAACAAUAAGGCGUACGGACAACCUUCAAAACCACAAUUAUACUCUCCGUCACGACAUGCAGCAGCGCUGUUAGGCGGGCACUCAUCUGCUGGAGCUCAUGGUAGUCAAUAUACUUUGGCGUAUGGUUCAUCGGCAUUCAAUAGUGCCUUACAGGUCCCAGCAACAAGCGUUAAAGGAGCCGGAUCAUCUGUUUUGGAAGGUCGAAGUGGAUAUGACUCAACCAUGCAAGACUCUCCAAAAUAUGCCUCCAGGGACUACGCUGCAGCUACCCAAAAGUAUGGCCAGAAAGGAGAAAAGCUAUACCCUGAUAAGCUGAAUGACUACCUCUUGGAGGAUAGACUCCCAUAUGCUGAACGACUCACUUCAUAUUCUGGAAGAGAUUUACAAAAUGAGGCAGCUCCUCGUUUUGCUGACUCAAUUGCUUUUGGUCGUCAACGUCAGACGGAUAUUUAUGAUCGUUACGAUGCAGCAACAGUGCUUCGGAAAGAUUUGCUACUUACCCAAUCACUUCAGCCUGCUUCUGUAGAUGGGGGUCCUAGACAAGCUGAUUUCCUAUCUGCAAGAGCAGCAACUGUUCGUCAUGCGGGUCAAGAACUUUUGCCUUAUGGUGGGAGAAUGGAUGCUGAUUUUCAGACUUUAUCAAGGAUAAGUGGAACCCAACAUGCUCCAUCAAUUCUAUGCGCUCCAGGGCUAGAUGUUGAAGAUCUCGUUUAUUCUCAUAGUUCUGCGAAUCCUGGUUAUGGAGUUAGCCUACCUCCUGGCAGGGCUUAUUCUUCAGGAAAGGCUCUUCAUGGCACAUCUCUUGACUCAGAUUAUCCAGGUGGCAUUUUGACACGCGGUAGUUAUGCAAGGUUUGGUGAUAAGGCUGAUGUGCCAUCUGCUAUGGAAGUUGAACGAAGAGAGGAAGAUCUUCGUUUUGAGAUUUUACGAGAGAGGGAACAAGAACGUGCCCGGGAGCGUGACAGAGAACGGGAGCGGGAGCGACAACGGGAUCGAGAAAGAGAACAUGAAUGGGAACGAGAACGGGAGCGAGAACGGGAGCGUAGGAGGGAACGGGAAAGAGAACGGGAACGGCAAGUGAAGGAUAAAGAUAGGGAGCUGAAACGUGCUCCUGAAGUUAGACUUGAAAGAACUCCUCCUAGAAGCUCCAGGGACCGAGGUCGUUCGUCAUCAGCAAUGGCUAGGAGGUCUUUAAGGCUGGAAUCACCACUUAUUGAAGCUUCACAUAGGCGUCCUUCACGUGUUAAAGAAAAACGAAGAGAAUAUGUCUGCAAGGUCUAUUCAUCCAAUGUAGCGGAUAUUGAGAGGGAUUAUUUGUCCAUGGAUAAACGGUAUCCUAGGUUAUACGUAUCUCCAGAAUGUUCAAAGGUGGUUGUAAAUUGGUCAAGGGAAAACCUUAACGUUCCUUUCAAUACUCCUAUCAGUUUCGAACAUGAUUUUGUGUUGGAGGAGAAGUCAACUGAACAUGUGUCAGCAUCCACUAAAGCACUGGCUGAUGCUCAUGUAAGGUUGGAGACCGGAACUACUCGGUGGAAUGCAAAGAUGCUUUUAAUGAGUGGCCUUAGUCAUAAUGCUUGGGAGGAACUGUCAUCUGAAAGAAAUUAUGAGGACCGCAUUCCUCAUCUUUGCAAUAUGCUUAGGUUUGCAUUUCUUAAAGAUGGUAAUUCUAUUAUGGCAAUUGGAGGUUCAUGGGACACUGUUGAUGGCAACGAUCCCUCUGUAGAUAAAUCUGCUUUAGUUCAAACUCUUUUGAGGUAUUCCAAGGAGUUCACAAGCCUUGACUUUAAGAACUGUCGACAUUGGAAUCCAUUUCUUGAGUUUCACUAUGACAGAGUAGGGAAGGAUGGACUUUUUAGCCACAAGGAAGUCACUGUCCUCUACAUCCCUGAUUUAUCGGACUGCUUGCCUUCAAUAGAUGCUUGGAGAGCUCAGUGGUAUGCCCACAAGAAGUCUAUUGAAGAGCGAGAACGGCUUCAUGCUCUUAAAAGAGAGAAAUUGCGUGAAAAGGAAGAUCUGAAAGAAAAAGAGGCGGGAACAACCAAAAUAUUGAAAAAGGUUGAGAAAACAGAAAAGAAGAAAGAAACUGGAUCAACAUCAGAAGUUAAUGACAAAGAAAAAGCUGGCAUUGAAAGUAAAGCUAAAGAAGUUGGAAAAGGAAAAGCUGGCACCAAAGAUAGAGCAAAAGAAGCUGGAAAAGAGGAGGGCAAUAUCCUAAAUGAGAAGAAAGCUGGGCUUGAGACAGUUGAUGAAGGCAAUAGUUCAGGGAAAAAGACUCAGAAAGAGGUUAGUUCACCUGGUAGUGGAAAGAAGAUUACAAAGAAAGUUACUAAAAAGAAGGUUGCUCAUGAAGACGUGGCCGAAAAUGCACCUAAACAUAAUGAUACGAGGGAUUCGAAGAACGUAGAAAAAGCUGGUGCAACAAGCUCAGAUGUUAUUGGUGAAGGUACUGUGCAAUCUGUUACCCCUUCAACUUUUAAGACUUCUACCACAAAGAAAGUUGCCAAAGAGUCCAUGCUUGUUAAAACCGUUGAGAAGGACAAUGUAAUUAAGGAAUUCGAGUGUUCUGGGGAUAAACCAAAAAAUAAAGAGGGGGCUGGUGCAACCAUGAAAACUGCCAUUAAGAAGAAAAUAAUUAAACGGGUUGCUAAGAAAAAGGUAGCUUCUGAGGAUGCCAAUGAUAAAAAUAAAGUGGGUACAGAAAACAAAGAGGGGGCGGCUAUUGUGGAAGAAAAUUUAGCCUCAGGAGAUCAAGAAAGUGAAGUGAAAUUAGAUACCAAUCAAUCAGUCUUUGAGCAGCAAAAGGUUAUGGGUGGUUCAAGUGAAAUUAGAAAUAAAGGCGGGAACAAUCAAGUGGCUGAUGAAAAGAAAACUGCUAAAAAGAAGAUCGAGAAUGAAGACAAUAAUGUCAAAUCAAAGGAUGGGAUAGAGAAAAAAGUCGAGGAUGGUAAAGCUGAAUCAAGGGUUAAAAGGGUGAAAGAUAAGAAAAAGGUUGAGGAGCCUCCUAGGCAUCCGGGGUUGAUUCUGAAGACAAAAGGGGGCAGGAGUACUAAACAGUUGCGUUCAUUGUCACUUUCACUGGAUUCACUCUUGGAUUAUAGUGAUAAAGAUAUUGAAGAAUCAACAUUCGAGCUCUCUAUAUUUGCUGAAACGUUUUACGAAAUGCUUCAAUAUCAAAUGGGUUCUCGGAUAUUAAUGUUUCUCCAGAAAUUACGGAUCAAGUUUGUGGCUAAGAGGAACCAAAAGAAGAGGCAGAGGGAAGAAAAGUCUGACAAUAAAAAGGAGAAAUCAUCAUCUGCUAAAAAGUCCCCUAAGCGUCAAAAGACAGAAGACGUCACUGCGGAAAGGAAAUCAGUUAAAACUGAAACCGUACAUGAGGGCUCCUUAGUGGAUGAAGAAACUGUUCGUAAGGAAGAAAGCAUGCUUAUUGACAAUGUGGAAAUAAAACCAGAAGAUGAAUCAAAACCGGAGGAAGAGCCGGACGAGGAUCCUGAAGGAGAACCAGAGGAGGAUCCUGAAGAAGAAGAACCAGUAGAGGAUCCUGAGGAAGAACUAGAAGAAGAUCCUGAGGAAGAACUGGAAGAGGAUCCUGAAGAAGAUCCUGAAGAGAUUCCUGAUGAAGAUGAAGUCAUGGCAGAUGCAAACCCCAAAAAUGAUGCAAAUAAUGAUGAGAAAGCUGAGGCUGACAAAGUUAACUUAGAUGUGAAGUCUAUAAACGUGGAAGGGAAAGUGAAAGAUGAACAAGAAGAUAAGGCUAAAGUAACUGCAGGUGUAGAUGCCAAGUCGGAGGCUGAGAAUAAGAAAGGCACGAAGAUGGACAUAAAGAAGAAAGAAAAGGAAACUCCAAUAAUUGUGAAUGUUAAAGUCAAAGAUGAACAAAAGGAUAGUGCGAAAACAACUGUGACUAUGGACACCAAGUCAGACGCUGGGAAAAAGGAAGACACCAAGGUCAUAAAGGGGAAGAAAGCAAAAGAAACUCCGGUUAGCAUAAAUAAGGAACUUCUACAGGCUUUCAGGUUUUUUGACCGAAACCGAGUGGGCUACAUCAGGGUUGAAGAUUUACGGUUGAUCCUGCAUGCAUUGGGAAACUCCAUUUCUCACAGGGAUGUCAAGGAACUUGUACAAAGUGCAUUGUUGGAGAGCAACACUGGAAGGGAUGAUCGUAUACUUUACAAUAAGCUGGUGAAAAUGACUCGCGUCUAAAAUAUAAGUGUGGCAAUUUUUAGCAAUUACUGUGUUUGUGAACAUUCCUGAAUUAGACUUUGUAUUUAUUAACCUCAAUGACAUGAAGUUAUUUAUA